Salvelinus namaycush (lake trout) is the source of this 1823-nucleotide messenger RNA. Its product is annotated as START domain-containing protein 10-like. The record is from RefSeq and is a predicted model, not a curated record. Gene Ontology annotation, molecular function: lipid binding. The transcript has 6 exons. Bases 279 to 1070 code for a protein of 263 amino acids. Lineage: Eukaryota; Metazoa; Chordata; Actinopteri; Salmoniformes; Salmonidae.
UGCACCUGCUGAAAGUAAGUGCCAGUAUCAACAGAACUCCGGACAAAAGUCCUCGUCAAUUAGUCAUAGCUCUACCAUUAAAUUCGCUUCUACUUGUUAUUGGGACUUCAACUGUAUUUCCCCUGGAAAGCACUUUGUGCUGACAUCUACCAUCACCAUCAAACUCAGCAUUGCAGUGGGAGUUAACAGAGAUAAAGGAAGGGGAUUACCACUCUCUCUGUCUGUCGUCAAUCUCCUACUGAUAUAUUUGAACCACAUCACAAGUAGGGUACAGGAAGAUGCCCGUUCAGAUUCCAGACGAUACAGACUUUACCUCUUUCAAGGAACAAUGUGAAAACCAUGAAGGAUGGACCGCGCGCUACAACAAGGGAAGCGUGACGGUGUGGUGCAGGGAUGAAGAGUGUAAAACUAUCCAGAAACUAAAGAUGAGGAUAGUGUGCAAGGACGUGACUGCUGAGACCCUUUACGACGUCCUUCAUGACACCAGCUACCGGAAGAAAUGGGACGGCAACAUGAUCGACACCCACGAUAUCGGCAGACUUACCGUCAACGCAGAUGUAGGAUAUUACUCCUGGAAGUGCCCGAGCCCCCUGAAGAACAGGGACUUUGUUACCAUGAGAUCAUGGCUUCCUCUGGGCAACGACUACCUGAUCAUCAACUACUCUGUCAAACACCCGCAAUAUCCGCCCAAAAAGGACUAUGUGAGAGCGGUGUCUCUGCUGACAGGCUACCUGAUCCAGUCCAACGGAGCCAGCUCCUCCACUCUCUAUUACCUAACGCAGGUCGAUCCCAAAGGUUCCCUUCCAAAGUGGGUGGUGAAUAGAGCUUCUCAGUUCGUAGCACCAAAGGCCAUGAAGAAGAUCUACAAGGCCUGUCAGAAGUAUCCAGAGUGGAAGAGGAAGCACAACCCUAACCUGAAGCCCUGGAUUUAUCCCGAGCAGAACACCUUACCGUGUAUUAACGUGGCUGACCUUGUACUACAGAGAGCCGACUCACUGGAGAACAUUGAUGAGAGCCGCCUGACGGAGGAGAAACAAGCACAACAUCACAGCGAUGACGAAGAGACCUAGUCUGAGUGAAGACACUGUUUGUAUAUAAUUGUGUGGCUGUGUUUAAAAUAGCACCCUAUUCCCUAUAUAAGUGUAUUACAUUUGUGCAGGGGCCCAUAAGGCUCUGGUCAAAAGAAGUGAACUAUAUAGGAAAUAGGGUGCAAUUUGGGACACACACUCUGUGUUGGGUUUGGUUUCCGUGUGAGUGUGUGUGUGUGUGUGUGUGUGUGUGUGUGUGUACAGUACAAAUAAUGUACAUGUAUGAUUUACUAUAAUUUGGAUCUGCAACUUUUGUCUUGUUGCAUUUAGUUGGUAAUUGAUCUAUAACUUAUUGAAUCAGAGGGGUUUAACAGGGUAUUUUCAUAUAGAAAAAAAAUUGACAAUGUAUGCACGGUGCUAUCCUUCAAUGAAAUUGUAUAAUAUCGAAUUUAUGAUAACUGUAAAAAUGUGUCUAUUUCAAAACAAAAUUCAAGACAAUAUUUAAAUAUUUCAAGACCCUAACAUGUUUUUAGUUUUUUUCAUAUUCAUGUUUGAUUUGACUCCAGCUGUCAUUUGAAGUGUUAUACAAUAGCCAUUGCCGAUAGAGAAGAUAGCCUAUCAUGCAGCCUACUUACUAUACAGUAUAUUUCCGGGUAUCUAGUGCCUCCCAGUGGCAGUAAUACGUUAUAACAUUUCCUCAUCGCCCAGUGUUUGGAAAGUGUUUCCCGAACUCGGUGCACGUUUUGGUUUUUGCCCCUAGCGCUACACAGCUGAUUCAAAUAAUCAACUAAUCAU